ACUGCUUCCAGAAGGGAACUCAAAAUACCAUGUAGACCAUUCUUCCAGUCAAAUUCCAUAAUAGGAAACUGUGAUGCUAUUUUCUGGAUAUCUGAUUCCUGGCAAAAGACCUUUAGUCCUUUAAGUGUUUUAUAGUUUAAAGGUAGCUUUUGUGAACAUGUGUUAAAUAAAUGCAGCAGCAUAUUUUGUGACUUUUAAGUGUCUUUAGAUUUUUAGGCUUAGGGCAUUAAAACUAUGGGUUGUAAAUUUUAUUGCUCUCAGAGAAAUUCUGUAGUUCAUUACUACCUACCCCCCAAAUAAAUUAUCUUUACUCCAGAAGUUUCUUAAUAUUAGUGCAUUAUGUUCAAUUCUAUAUAAAUUAGGGGAAAAUAGUUUUUAAAUUUAAUUUUAAAUUGUUGCCAAAGGUGUAACCAAAUUUAGAAAUCAUCUGUAACUUCUGGUAGGAGCUUAUCCAGGUUUUUUAAAACACUUCUAGGGUCAGGAAAUCACUGCUUCAAGAAACGGAGUUUCCUUUAUUGAUCACUUCUAAAUUGUUAUUUUUUUUUCCCUUUAUAAGAAGUCAAAUCAAUCUCUCUAACUUCCAUCUGUUGAGUCUACUAUCUGUCCCACAGACCAAUUAUUUUAUAACACAGCUGCCAAAUAUUUAGGAGGAAAUUCUCAUGUUCCCCUUAAUCUUCUCAUCUGACUCAAAUAUCUAGCUUUUCCCCAAAUGUUCUUUAUGUCACAUAUUCUCCAGAUCCUUCCCUAACCUCAUUUCAUGUUCAGUUGUAAUUAGUUGUCCUCUUAAGAUGUGAUACCCAGAAUUGCUCACACUUUGAUCAGUGAAAAAAGCACAGAUGAGACUAGAAAGAAUGUAAUCUCUGGAAACAAAGUUCAUCUAGUCCAAUAGUUGUCCUCUCUCCUUCAAUUAACAGCAAAGUUAAGUGACAUUCCUAAGGAUUCAUAGCUCAUUAGCAGUAGAGAUGGACUACUUGUAUUGCUUUUUUCAUCACAAUACUCUUCCUUUCUAGAUUUCACUAUGCUAUUGAUACAACCUAAAAUAUCUUGGGGAUGGAGUGAAAUGGGUAUGGGAAUGUAGUGCUAAAACUGUUUCAUACCUGACUCUAUAAUCUACUCUGAAAUUAUGAGUUACUGUUAGUUCAGUUUUCCUGCAGCUUGUAUUCAAUUAAAUUUUGGAUGCCAAAUCUAGAGUGUAAAACAUCAUAUGUAUCCCUUUAUUUUGAUUUUAUUAUUAUUAUUUUUUAUUUAUUUAUUUUUGCAGUUCUGGGACUUGAAUCCAGGGCCUUCCCUGCUAGCUAGGCAAACUCUGUACCAUUGACCUUAUAUCCCCAGCCCAUAUGUAUGCCUUAUAAUUUUUAGUUUAUAUUUGUUUAAUCCCCUAUGUAUGUGAUUGCUAUCUAAUGAGUUUUGCCUUCAUGUAUGUGGUUCCCUCUGUCUAUAACUUCCUAGUUCUCAUGACUGCUCAUUCUUUUAAGACUCACCUGAGGGUCAGAUUGAAGAAGUUUUUUUCUACCUCUGUUCCUCCUCUGUUCCAUCCACCAGUCUUGUGUAGAUAUAUCUUCUGUUUCUCUCUUGAUGACCACUACAAACCUACAAAUUUAUUAAUUUAUUAACAUGUAUUUAUUUGUAUUUGUGCCUUCUAGUAGAAUAGAUUUGAUAUCUUAGUCUUCAUUUCUGAUCCCCAGUUUAUAAACUGAUUCAGAUUGUUGGGGUGUAUCAUCCUAACGCAUAGAAUGAAGCAGUCACUUAUUGUCACAAAUGCUUCAUGACAAAUUGCCCAUUCAGGAACUAACAAUAAAAGCAUGUAUACUAAUACUUGUAGUACUGCAGAUCAACUGCAGUUUGUAUGAUAUAUGUUGGGAUCAGCUGGGCUGGACUUAACUAUAGCCUGCAGAUUGAUUUAGAUCUUCCCACCUUGGUUUUUUUUUGGGAUCAGGCCAAAGGAGUGUCAGCUGCCUGAAGCAUGCCUUUCUCCUGGAAGUUACUUUCUAACUUUUAGAGAAUAUUAGAACUAUUUAAGGAUUCUCCAAAGUGAAGCUAUAUGUCUUACAUGCAUUCUCUUUAUAGAACAUACCCUUCCCUUUAUUGUGCUUCCCCUAAAUACCAGCAUAGGUUCUGUGGGUGCAAUAAGAAAGGAACCUCAGAAUCCUUUUUUUAUAAAUGUUAUAGUAUCACAUUCUUUGGGACUUUGUUUCUAGGCAGCUGUUGUGCUGUGUAUGGAUGUGGGCUUUGCUAUGAGUAACUCCUGUCCUGGUGAAGAAUCUCCUUUUGAACAAGCAAAGAAAGUGAUGACCAUGUUUGUCCAACGACAGAUGGUACUGAGAAUGCCCUUGCUGCUGGGGACCAGUAUCAGAACAUCACAGUGCACAGACACCUGAUGCUACCAGAUUUUGAUUUGCUAGAGGACAUUGAAAGCCGAAUCCAACCAGGUUCUCAACAAGCUGACUUCCUGGAUGCCCUGAUUGUGUGCAUGGAUGUGAUUCAGAGUGAAACUGUAGGAAAGAAGUUUGAGAAGAAGCAUAUUGAAGUGUUCACUGACCUCAGCAGCCCAUUCAGCAAAGAUCAGCUAGAUAUUAUAAUUCAUAACUUGAAGAAAUCUGGCAUCUCCCUCCAGUUCUUUUUGCCCUUCCCAAUUGCCAAGAUAAAUGGUACUGGGGACAGAGGAGAUGGCAGCUUGUACUUAGAUGAUCGUGGACCCUCCUUUCCUCAAAAAGGUAUUACUGAGCAGCAAAAAGAAGGCAUUCAGAUGGUGAAAAAUGUGAUGAUGUCUUUAGAAGGUGAAGAUGGGCUGGAUGAAAUUUAUUCCUUCCGUGAGAGUCUGAGACAACUAUGUGUCUUUAAGAAAAUUGAGAGGCGUUCCAUGCCCUGGUCCUGCCAGCUGACCAUUGGCUCCAAUUUGUCUAUAAAGAUUGUGGCCUAUAAAUCGAUUACUUUGGAGCAAAUUAAAAAGACUUGGAUGGUUGUGGAUGCAAGAACCCUAAAGAAAGAAGAUAUACAAAAAGAAACAGUUUAUUGCUUAAAUGAUGAUGAUGAAACUGAAGUUCCCAAAGAAGAUACUAUUCAAGGGUUCCGCUAUGGAAGCGAUAUAGUUCCUUUCUCUAAAGUGGAUGAGGAACAAAUGAAAUACAAAUCGGAGGGGAAGUGCUUCUCUGUUUUGGGAUUUUGUAGAUCUUCUCAGGUCCAGAGAAAAUUCUUUAUGGGAAGUCAAGUUCUAAAGGUCUUUGCAGCAAAAGGUGAUAAGGCAGCAGCAGUUGCACUUUCCUCCUUGGUUCAUGCCUUGGAUGAAUUAGACAUGGUGGCUGUAGUUCGAUACGUUUAUGACAGAAGAGCUAAUCCUCAAGUUGGUGUGGCUUUUCCUUAUAUCAAGGAUGCCUAUGAGUGUUUAGUGUAUGUGCAGCUGCCUUUCAUGGAAGACUUGCGGCAAUAUAUGUUUUCAUCCCUGAAAAAUAAUAAGAAAUUUACUCCCACAGAGGCACAGUUGAGUGCUGUUGAUGCUUUAAUCGACUCUAUGAGCUUGGUAAAGGAAGACAAGGAGGAAGACACCAUUGAAGACUUGUUUCCAACCACCAAGAUCCCAAAUCCUGCAUUUCAGAGAUUAUUUCAGUGUCUGCUGCACAGAGCUUUACAUCCUCAAGAGCCUCUGCCCCCAAUUCAGCAACAUAUUUUGAAUAUGCUAGAGCCCCCCACUGAAGUGACAGCAAAAUGUCAGAUUCCUCUCUCUAAAAUAAAGAACCUUUUCCCUCUGACUGAAGCCAUCAAGAAAAAGGAUCAAGUAACUGCUCAGGACAUUUUCCAAGACAACCAUGAAGAGGGUCCCACUGCUAAAAAAUGUAAGACUGAGGAAGGGGAAGCCCACUUCAGUGUUUCUGGCCUGGCUGAAGUCAGUAUCACAAAGGUUGGAAGUGUGAAUCCUGUUGAAAACUUCCGUGCUCUAGUGAGACAGAAGAAUGCCAGCUUUGAGGAAGCAUGUCAUCAGCUAAUAACUCACAUUGAACAGUUUUUGGAUACUAACGAAACACCAUAUUUUAUGAAGAGCAUGGACUGCAUCAAAGCCUUCCGGGAAGAAGCCAUUCAGUUUUCAGAAGAACAGCACUUCAACAGUUUCAUGAAAUCCCUUCGAGAGAAAGUGGAAGUUAAACAGUUAAAUCAUUUCUGGGACAUUGUUGUUCAGGAUGGAAUCACUCUGAUCACCAAAGAUGAAGCCUCUGGAAGUUCUGUCACAGCUGAGGAAGCCAAAAAGUUUCUGGCCCCCAAAGAAAAACCACAUGAAGACAAAGCAGCCAUGUUUGAAGAAGGUGGUGAUGUAGACGAUUUGCUGGACAUGAUGUAGGUCAUGGAUGUUUGGGGAAUCUAAGAGAGCUGCCAUCUUCAUAGUGCUGGAGACUCUAAACACAACAACCUGGAAGCCAUUCAGGGGAACCUGAAGCUGUGGAGAUCAUUUCAACAGGUUACUUGGAAGUGAAUUCCCCUCCAUCUCUAUGGCGUGAACACAUGCAUACAUGUUGUAAGAGAUAAUUCAGACCUUAUGCAAAGUUUAUAAAGAGGCAUUCUUACUUUUUGUUUGGCA
Messenger RNA from Marmota monax (woodchuck), 4567 nucleotides. It is a transcript of the gene Xrcc5, whose product is annotated as X-ray repair cross complementing 5. Lineage: Eukaryota; Metazoa; Chordata; Mammalia; Rodentia; Sciuridae. The record is from RefSeq and is a predicted model, not a curated record. The coding region runs from base 2378 to 4330 and encodes 650 amino acids. The transcript has 20 exons. Gene Ontology annotation, biological process: cellular response to gamma radiation; DNA recombination; cellular response to X-ray. Gene Ontology annotation, cellular component: nucleus; Ku70:Ku80 complex. Gene Ontology annotation, molecular function: telomeric repeat DNA binding; DNA helicase activity; double-stranded DNA binding.